AUGCCUGAGCUACUAGAAGAGGAUGCGCAGCCUCUCUUUGGUUUCACGGAGGACUAUUUCUCGGACAACAUAACAGAUGAAGAUGCUUCGGCCCGCGGCUCAGCUAAAUACUGGAAAAGACACGAGAAAAUAGCAACUGCUGCAAAGAAGGUAGUUAGAAAAGAAAUAAUAAUGGCCAUAGAAGAGAAACGACGAACCAAGAGACCUCUGAGAAAGGCUUUCAAGAGAGAUUGCGAACAAUUUAGAAAGAAAGAGAGACAGGGUCGAGAGGAAGCCACCGUGCCCCCCCUUGCGGAGAUCGAUACCGAAGGAUUUGCAGGUUUAACUGUGUCACUUAAGUCAAGGUGCCAAGCGCAUCGUCUAGCUACUGACGCGUGGCAAGACGAAAGCCUUGAUGUUUUGGCACUGUGGACUGAUGGUUCAGUUAAUGCUUUCGAUGGUGGUGCUGCAGUUGUCUUCAUGGAUAAGUCUUUGGGGUGGGAACAGGCUAUCCCGAGGGAAAUAGGCUGGCAAGUGAAAGGACACCACGGCCGUACGGGGGAUGUCGAACUCAUGGCCAUCGCUGGGGCCCUUGAAACAGCCAUAUUCAUUGUUUCGCAGCAAUCGAAUUCUCGUAUACGCAGAGUUGCCAUAUUCUCUGACUCGGGAGCCGAGGCUAUUCCGCGGUGUUCAGAGAUUCGGCACUUCCCAAUACCACCCCUCGACUCGUUAGUCCGACGACGGUCUCAAGAGUUGGUGCAAUUAGGAGUAGCUUUAUCUCUCAAUUGGGUUCCGGGCCAUAGUGGUAUUGAGGGAAACCACCGAGCCCAUAGUAUCGCUCACCGUAUGGCGAGGCUCGAUCGUCAGGAAUUGUGCCAAAGUAUCGUGUCUAUACCUCGAUCUACGGAUGAUGUUGUGGAUUUUGGCUUUCACCAUGAAUAA
Molecule: messenger RNA, 921 nt
Organism: Fusarium subglutinans
Lineage: Eukaryota; Fungi; Ascomycota; Sordariomycetes; Hypocreales; Nectriaceae
Product: reverse transcriptase
Exons: 1
Coding region: 1-921 (306 amino acids)
Molecular function (GO): RNA-DNA hybrid ribonuclease activity; nucleic acid binding
Source: RefSeq, a predicted model, not a curated record